This is a messenger RNA of Ipomoea nil (Japanese morning glory), 2046 nucleotides long. Its product is annotated as protein FAR1-RELATED SEQUENCE 5-like. The coding region runs from base 1 to 2046 and encodes 681 amino acids. The transcript is spliced from 5 exons. Lineage: Eukaryota; Viridiplantae; Streptophyta; Magnoliopsida; Solanales; Convolvulaceae. Gene Ontology annotation, biological process: regulation of DNA-templated transcription. The record is from RefSeq and is a predicted model, not a curated record. Gene Ontology annotation, molecular function: zinc ion binding.
AUGGAUAUUUCUCCAUGGAAAAUGAAGUAUUGGGUGCCGGUGUGUGACAAUGCGAUCAAGCCAUUUGUUGGUCAGUGGUUUAGCAGGUUGGACGAUGGUAUUGAGUUCUAUAUCCGCUAUGCAUGUACUGUUGGGUUUAAUGUUCAUCGUGGCACGGAUUCAAAGAAUAGUUGUGGGGAGGUAUUGAGGAAGUAUUUAUUGUGUUCUCGGGGAGGAUUUAAGCAGCCUGCUAAGGAGUUGUGUCCGGGUGGUGACGUGGUUAAUAGCCCAUCAAUAUCAAAGAAGGGGCGUCGGGUUACGAAUAGGGUUGGUUGUAAUGCCAAGAUUAUUUUCAGGCUUAAGGGGGAUGGGAAUUAUUUUUUGUUCUAUUUGGAGGAACGACACACACAUUGUUUGUACACCGAGGCAUCCAAGCCAUUUAUGAGGGUUAAUCGCAAGUUGGAUCUCGGGCAUCAAAUAUUUGUCGCCAAUUGUGCGAAAGCAAAUAUUGGUCCUAUCAAAUCGUGGAAGCUUUACAGGCAAAUUGUUGGAGAUUAUACUGAUGUUGGGGCCACAAGUGUAGACUUUCAGAAUUUUAAGCGUGAUUUAAUGGCAUACAUUAGCGGCGGCGAUGCACAAUUGAUUGUUGAGAAGUUCCUUCAUAAAAAGGAGUUAUGCUCAUCAUUUUUCUUUGACUAUGUUGGUCCCAAAAGAGACUAUGAUGUGGAUGAGUAUGAUCAGUUUUUACGUGUGUUUUGGGUAGACCCAGUAGCACGACGGAAUUUUGCAUGCUUUGGUGAUGUGGUUUCUUUUGAUGCAACGUAUCGGACGAACUGGUAUAAGCUUGUGUUUGUCCCAUUUACGGGCAUUGAUAAUCACAAGAAAUCAGUUACGUUUGCCGCAGGGUUGAUUGCAAAGGAAGAUGUUGGGUCCUAUGUCUGGUUGCUCGAUAAUUUCAAGCGAGCUAUAGGCCACGAGCCAACAUACAUUAUCACCGAUCAAGAUCCAGCCAUGCGGGGGGCUGUCCCCACGGUGUUCAAUUCUUCACAUCAUCGCUUUUGCAUGUGGCAUAUCAUGACAAAGUUCGGUGACAAGGUGGGUCCAGUGCUUGCUAAGGAUCAGUCGUUUCGGCGUGCUCUUAAUGAUGUUGUUUGGGACGAGUCUAUAACAAUCGAGGAGUUUGAAUCUAAAUGGCUUGGUGUUAUGGAGGUCUAUGAUCUCAGUGAGUAUAGGUGGUUCCGCCAGAUGUUUGAUUUACGUGCAUUUUGGAUUUCAACUUUUUUUCGAGACUUGCCUAUGGGUGGUUUGUUGCGAACGCCUUCCCGGUCGGAAUCGCAGAAUACUUCAUUUGGAGGUUGCACUAACUGUCAUGCGAGCUUAGUGGAGUUUGUCAUUCAUUUUGAAGGUGCUAUUGAUAGCCAAAGGCAUAAGCAGGCUAAGCUCAAUGCGGCGUGUGAGGGCCAUUUGCCAGUGGUGAAGACGCCUUUGGCAAUUGAGCAGUAUGCAGCUGCUACAGAGAUUGUGGCUGGGUGUUUUGAUUGUUCUGUUCUGUCUUCCAUUGUUGAUGGUGUCUUGAAACGUGUUGGAGUUGAGGAUGCAUAUGGUAAUGUGUAUGUUGUUGUAUAUAACCCAACCGAAACUACAGCAGAUUGUUUCUAUCGGAUGUUCCAGCAUGUGGGCUUGUUGUGUCGGCAUAUAUUUCUUGUCUUUAAGGAUGCUCGUUUGGACUCUAUUCCACCUUGCUACUUGGUUUCUCGGUGGACACACGAGGCCUACAAGCGUCAAAUUUAUGAUAUAGAAGGGGUUCAUGAUGAUGUUGUUGUAGGUGUGGCCAAUAGUAGGGAGUUGAAACUGUCAUUUGUCAAUGCCGACACUAGUAUUGGUACGUCCAUUUGUAAGUCUAGUGUUGUUCGGGCGUUUGGUGGUAUGAUCACGUCUCCUGAUAUUCUUGUCCACCCACCAACUGUUGCUAAGAAUAAGGGUUCUGGGAAGCGGUACAAAUCGACUAAGGAUCUUGCUGCAGAGAGAGCUGCAAAGUCUACACGAGAGUGCAAGAGUUGUUACUAG